UUUCUAAAUUGAAAAUUUCGGCAGUUUGGUUUAGGGUAGAUCAUGCAUUUUUGUUCAAUUCCAAUUUUACUCUUCAAAUUAAAUUUAUUUCCACCCACUUCUCUUUUAAUAUAUACUAGUACUAUUUUUUUUUUCAAUUUUCAUUUAUAUUAUUUUAAUUAAAUUUAUUUAAAACACACUUCUUGCAAAUUUGAUCUAUCCUUCCACAUUACCCAUCGAUUUCUGAUCUUCUCCUGCCACAAAACAUCCAUCAAUUGCUUAGGGUUUCUCCGUCAGUUUAGUCACCCAAUUCCGCCAUGGUAGCGAGCUCGCCGCGAACAGGAUCAAAGCUGCUUCUUCGGGGAAAGAUCAUCUCACUAAUUUCCCGCACUUUCGCCACUAUCGAGGAACCGAUGUCAACGUGACCCGUAGCUACAGUAGCUCCUGUCCCUUUAGCAGCACAUAUUGAUGAAUACUCUGAAGGAGAACACCAGCUAUGCCAUGAUCAAGCGAACCUACGAACGCGCAUUUCACAUAAAGCAGCUCAUAUCAUACUCUGUAAAAUGUCUUAAGUCGAGACCUUGGUUGAAUCAUCCACAGGAAGCCUCUCUGUGCCCAUCGUUUAAAUCAUAGAGGAUAAGAAGUCUCAAGUGGUGUAUGCCAGAAGCCCUCUAUCCAGAAAUGAAACGACAAAGGAAACAAGAUUUCCUCACAUAUCUACCAUCACAAAUCAUCACCAGUAUCCUUUCAAGCCUUCCCAUUCGAACCAUUGUACAAUACAAGUGUGUUUGCAAACAAUGGCUCCAUCUGCUUGAGACUGAUGAGUUUGUCCGUUCACAUCUUGCUAUAUCAGUCCCCACUCUGGCUGUCUUGACACCAACAUGGAAACCAUGUCCGAACUCAAUUUCUGAAUCUGAAUAUGGAGAGAGGACUCGCAGCCUACCUGUCAUCCUACAGAGAGACUCAAGUUUGUGCAUAGUUUUCGAAUUUGAAGAUGACCAAAAUCUUGAGCGCCACGAUCAUCACUUCAGCCCACUGACCAAUUUUGAUUUCCCUCACAGUGCAGAAAUAAAGGGUUCUGCUAAUGGCUUGCUUUUUCUAUCCAAGCCUCGCAGUGAAGCUCACAGUGAAGAUCAUUAUGUAUGUAAUCCGAUUACCCGUGAGUAUGUUGAGGUUCGUUGCCCUAAAGAAUUAGUCCAUCUGUUUCCAAACCAAUUCACUUGUCCUGAAGUUGAGUUGUUUUUCCCCCGUUAUCCUCAACCUGCAACUUAUGGAUUUGGAGCGAGCAAAAUAACUGGCCAACAUAAGGUGGUGCGGAUUUUCCAUGGUCGUGUCACUGCUCCUGGAGGGAGGAGGAUCGUUCCUAUAUUUGAGUGUCAUGUUCACACUCUUGGAACAGGAUCUUGGAGACGUGUUGAAUCUAGUGCCCCGUUCCAGUAUAGUACUGAUGCCACUUGUGUAUUUCUUAAUGGUAAUCUUCACUGGAUAGUAUCGGAUGCUGUUAGCGACCUUUGGAUUUCGUGCUUUGAUCUUGAAACAGAACGUUUUAGCAUCUUUCCUACUCCUCUCCUUUAUGAAGAAUGCGACGCACUUAUUGUGGGCUUGUCGGUUUUGGGGGAUUGCCUGUGCUUAUGUUAUCACACUGAGGAAGAUGAAACUGUUAUAUGGCUGAUGAAAGAAUAUGGAGUUGACGAAUCUUGGACAAGGGAAUAUGUCUUCAACAUAAAGGAAUAUCCUAAUAUUGAAGGCUCUAGCUCUAUUUGUCCUAUCAAAGUUUUCAAAGAUGGUGACAUUUUGAUGUCACUAGAUGACGGGGACGAACUCAUCUACUACUCCAACAAGACUCAAACUGCUCAUGAAAUUAGUCUCUCUGGUGUAGUAGAUGGUGAACUUUACUCGAUCCUUUUCACUCCCAGUUUUCUUUCACUCAAAAGUUUGAAAAUGGAGAAUGUUAUCUCAUUUUGAUUGUUUGUAUUUCAAGAAAGCAAAUCUGCAUUGCUUUUGCAGUAGAUGAAACCUAAGUAUAUGUUGAUGUAUAUGUGAUUUUCAUGUUUGAGGUUUGCAA
Messenger RNA from Salvia miltiorrhiza (redroot sage), 2044 nucleotides. RefSeq names its product putative F-box protein At2g02030. The transcript has 4 exons. The record is from RefSeq and is a predicted model, not a curated record. Lineage: Eukaryota; Viridiplantae; Streptophyta; Magnoliopsida; Lamiales; Lamiaceae. Gene Ontology annotation, molecular function: protein binding. The coding region runs from base 637 to 1944 and encodes 435 amino acids.